Effrenium voratum is the source of this 318-nucleotide messenger RNA. Lineage: Eukaryota; Dinophyceae; Suessiales; Symbiodiniaceae. The record is from the annotation of a GenBank genome assembly.
AUGACUGCGGGUUCGCUGCAGGGCGCCAACGCCCAGAUGGCCAAGUGCAAAGAGUUCUCCUCGAAAGCCGCCUUCCAAACGUACUACCAGAACUUCCUGAAGUGGGAUCUUACAAUUGGAUCUGUGAAAGGCCCUGACCACGUCUUCUUCUUCACCUUCCGAGACGCUUUGAACUUUGGGGUGGGUGAGCACUUCGGACUCAUCAGCACUUGCGAUAGCACGGACUGCAAGCUCACGGAGGCAGAUUCAGAGGAGGAGCCGGAGGAGGAGCCGGAGGACGAGAAGGACGAGGAGCUGGAUAUGCAGAUGGUGGUUUGA